Boeremia exigua is the source of this 2500-nucleotide messenger RNA. Its product is annotated as glycoside hydrolase superfamily. The transcript has a single exon. Gene Ontology annotation, molecular function: beta-N-acetylhexosaminidase activity. The record is from RefSeq and is a predicted model, not a curated record. Bases 22 to 2313 code for a protein of 763 amino acids. NCBI's taxonomy places the organism in Eukaryota, Fungi, Ascomycota, Dothideomycetes, Pleosporales, Didymellaceae. Gene Ontology annotation, biological process: carbohydrate metabolic process.
GCCUCUUCGACACUCAACAGCAUGAUUAUACGGACGUUCGCGGCUCUCGCCGGCACUGCUGUCGCUUUGCAGCCAUUACCGCCAGUACAAUGGACGAACGCCAAUACCUUCUCGAACGGCUUUAGUGGAUUCGCGACCCGAAAUUCGUCCAAGAUAAUAUACAUCGAUGGCGCGUGGGCAGAUACUGCAGACAGCGAAGGCCUGACGCUCAUACCCCCGACCGCAUUCCAGUUUGCGGAAACAUUCCGACAAGAUCUCUCCAAUUGGACGACCGCGAACUGGACGCUUCAGCGAGUCGACCAAUUCCCAGACAACGUGCAGGGUAUCUUCCUCGGGCCAUUCCGAGGAUCAGAAGAUGAGAUCACCUACGAAAACGGCAAGACAACGGAAGAGGGCUAUGAGAUCGAAAUCACGAAUCGUACUGUUUACAUCGGCGGGACGGGGGCCCGUGGCAUGUUUUGGGGUACAAGGACGCUACUGCAGCAAGCAAUGAUCGCCAAUGGGUCUUCUCUGCCUGCAGGUCGCACAGUCGAUGCGCCUGCAUAUGCCACGCGAGGGUACAUGCUCGACGCGGGCCGCAAAUGGUACGCGCCUGAGUUUCUGAAGGAGUUGUGUACAUACGCAUCCUUCUUCAAGAUCUCAGAAUUCCACUACCACAGCAGUGAUAACGCGCCUCUGAACAGAGGUCUCAACGAGACAUGGAACAAGGUCUUCUCGCACUUCUCACUCUACCCAGAACAGAACACAGAGCUACAGGGCAUCAUCGAGCGCAAGAAUGAGACGCUAUCGCGAGCGCAAUUCGAAGAUUUCCAGAACCACUGCGCACAACGUGGCGUGACGGUCAUACCGGAGAUCGAAGCACCAGGACACGCUCUUGCCAUCACCAAAUGGAAGCCAGAGCUCGCCCUUGCCAAGAAGGAUCUCUUGAACCUGACACACCCGGAUGCGAUACCGACCGUAAAGGCGAUUUGGAGCGAGUUCCUGCCAUGGUUCCAGACAAAAGAGGUGCAUAUUGGUGCUGAUGAGUACGACCCUGAGCUCGCCGACGAUUACAUCAACUUUGUGAACGAGAUGUCGGAGUUUGUGAACUCGACGGCUGGAAAACGAAUCAGAAUCUGGGGCACUCAUGAGCCUUCCGAGAACCUAACCAUCUCCAAAGAUAUCAUCAUUCAGCACUGGCAAUACGGGCAAUCUGACCCCAUUCAGCUGCAGAAUGAUGGCUACGGUCUCAUCAACUCCGAGGACUGGUGGGCGUACAUGAGCUUGAAAAACGACCACACACCCAUUCUUCCCGCGCCAUACCCGCAGUUCUACAACACCAGCCGGACCCUGAACUUCGCGGACGUGCCUGGCUGGCAGUGGGAUCCGUCCAUCUUCAACCCCGUCAACACAUCGGACCAGCUCGGCCCCGACGCCAGCGGCAACAAGGGUGCCAUCCUCGCUGCCUGGAACGAUAACGGACCCGAUGCGACUACGCAACUGGAAGCAUACUACGCCAUGCGCGAGGGCAUCCCCGUCAUGGCAGCGCGAGCCUGGACUGGCCGACGAGGCCUAAACAUCACAACGCAAGACACCAACGCAACAAUCGACUUCCUCGCCUCACGCGCGCCCGGCCAAAACCUCGACCGCCGCCCCGCCUCCCUACUAACCUCCCAAUCCACCCGCCCAAUCAUCUCCUGGAACCAGCGCGACGGCCAAAUGGCCCAGACCUUCAGCAAAGGCUCCUUCGGCCCCCCGUACACCCUCAGCCUAAACGCCACCUCGCCCUUCUCGCUCACGGGCCCGGACACCUCCCUCGCGCUCACCACCACCACCGACGCCACCAACACCUCCCUGACGACCCUUGUCUUCACCACCGCAGACGGCUUCCCCUACCCCCUCCGCAACGUGUCCUACGCCGACUACGACCCCGGCCACCCCGGCCGCAUCUGGGCCAACCAGUCGACCUCGCCGCACAGCCCCGUCCCGCUCACGCUGCCCGUGCGCCUGCGCAUCGAAACAGACAUCUACAACGGGAGUCGGGUGUGGGUCAACGAGGCGUUCGCGGGGCGCUUCGAGGUGUUUGUGUACGGCGGGCGCAACACGGUGUUUAGCUGGAGCCAGAUGGCGUUUGUGGCGCCGCUGGACAGCGUGGAUGGUGGGGUGGACGGGGUGCGGGUUGAGCGCGGGGUGGGGUUGUAUAAUGUGACGGCUGGGAAUGGAAGUUAUGGGGCGCCGACGGAGAAGCCGGAGCCGAAUGCGGCGGGGAGGAGGGGGACUGAGGGGGUUUUGUAUUUUAUUGUUGGGGCUGUUGCGAUGUGGUUGUUUAUUUGAGCGUGUUUGGAUGUGAUACCUCGUUUGUAAUUAGAAAAGCUAUGACUUUCUUCAGAUGGAUGGUUGCAAGACUUGUACCUUGUCACAAACAGUUGAGACCCGAGCUGCUCGGUAGAUCAUCCUGCUGAAGUGCAACUUUCGUCGAGUUUGCAGAGCUUGGGGCGAGCCAAUGAUGUCGAUCGGGAAG